This is a messenger RNA of Aspergillus tanneri, 3831 nucleotides long. RefSeq names its product Nonribosomal peptide synthetases (NRPS). Bases 1 to 3831 code for a protein of 1276 amino acids. The transcript has 3 exons. Gene Ontology annotation, cellular component: cytoplasm. Gene Ontology annotation, molecular function: catalytic activity; phosphopantetheine binding. Gene Ontology annotation, biological process: amino acid activation for nonribosomal peptide biosynthetic process; secondary metabolite biosynthetic process. NCBI's taxonomy places the organism in Eukaryota, Fungi, Ascomycota, Eurotiomycetes, Eurotiales, Aspergillaceae. The record is from RefSeq and is a predicted model, not a curated record.
AUGACCCAGAAGCGACAGCGUCAUGUUUCAACGUUGGGAGAUGCAAUGUGUCAGCAGUCUGGAGAUCCGUCACCAUUUCUUCAGCUGGCAUGGGCCAUGGUCCUUGGACUAUACAUUGCUUCCGAAAAUAUUUCCUUUCUUUACGCAAGAACUGAUGGCAGCGAGGUCGAAGUAUGGAUUUGUGACUUCGAAUUGACUAGCUCCGCAUCAUUUGCAAGCAUGGUCAACCGUGCCACCUGCAGUCUUUGUUUCCGAGGCAAUUCGUGGGAUGAAUGGUGUUGUCAGAAGGACAUGUUCAACACGAAGUAUAACACCGCCCUAGUACAGAAGCAGGUUGCGCAGUUAAGUGCAACAAAAUCACCUUCUCAGCUUUUUGAGGAUAUCGAUAUAGUUCUGCAGGUUGAGAUGGGUAACUCAGAGCAUAUCGCCACCCUAGAAUUCAGUACUUUACAUAUAUGUGAGAGGCAAGCUUUGAGUUUGGUUGAAACAUUUAAGCUUGCGGUGGAUCGACUUUGUGCCGAGCCUCACGUCCCAGUGGGUGAUUUGAAUCUUUGCAGUACUCACGAUAUCGAUCAAUUGAGCAGGUGGAAUCCGGCCUUGCCUUCCCGUGACUGGAUGUGUGUCCAUGAUGCCAUACUCGAACAGUGUCUCCAAAUUCCUGAUCGUUCAGCUGUGGACUCCUGGGAUGGUAUCAUAUCAUACAGCGAGUUGGACAUGUUAUCGUACCAGUUUGCUAUACAUCUUCAUACUAUGGGAGUCGGUCCUGAGUCCAUUGUGCCAUUGUGCUUUGAAAAGUCCAAAUUCGCCGUAGUUGCUCUUCUUGGGGUACUGCGAGCCGGAGGAGCCUAUUCAUUUUUAGAUCCUUCCUACCCCAUUUCUCGACUGGCAAGCAUGUGUGAGGAUAUUCUAGCAGGAUUAAUAGUCUGUUCGGCCAAUACUUCCGCAAUAGCAGCGAGGCUUGGCCUACGGACGGUAAUAUUGUCAGAGGAUGAAUUUAGCUCAAAGCCCGAUAGCUCUCAGCAGCAACGUAUAGGUUUAGCCGCAACAAGAAACAAUCCAGUCUACGUGGCAUUCACAUCAGGAUCGACAGGCAAACCAAAGGGCGUUGUUAUUGAACACCGUGCGUUCUACUUGAGGGCAGAGGCAAAUCAACAACAGCUCGGGUUGGAUCGCCAGUCAAGGGUAUUACAAUUUGCGAAUUAUGUUUUCGAUGUCAGUAACCGCGACAUUCUUUAUACUUUAAUGUUCGGCGGAUGUAUCUGUAUACCGUCCGAAUUUGACCGCCACAAUAACCUCGCGGCGUUUAUGGUCCGGAAACAAGUGAAUUGGGCGAGUUUGACUCCGUCGCUGACCAGCCUGCUAAAACCCAGCGAUGUCCCUUUCCUACGCCACUUGGUUCUGUGCGGUGAACCACUGACACCGCUUCACAUUGCCACUUGGGCUGACCGGGUGAAUCUCAUCAACGCCUACGGUCCUUGCGAGACUGUAACAGUAUCCUCAGUGAGGAGUUUCAUACACCCAUUGGCCAGCCAUACAAAUAUAGGCUAUGGAAGUGGGUCUGUGCUCUGGAUAGUGGAUCAAUACGACCACAACAAGUUGGUGCCUGUGGGGGCGGUGGGUGAGCUGGUGAUCGAAAGUCCCAGUAUCGGUCGAGGAUAUAUCAAUAACCCGGCGGCAACAGCCGCGUCCUUUAUUCCGGCGCCCGUCUGGCUUCAACAGCUUCGGAAGAGCAAUCCACCUGAGAGAGUCUAUAAAACAGGGGACGUGGGACGGUAUGAACCUGACGGAAGUAUUUGUUUUAUUGGGCGCAAAGAUGAGCAGGUUAAGAUCCGCGGGAAUCGCAUAGAGCUCGGCGAAGUAGAACAUCACAUUGAGCAGAGCUUGGCCGACAACGCUCAGAUGUCCGUUAUUGUCGAUGCUGUUACACCAACAAAGGCCCAUUGGCCAUUACUAGUGGCCUUUCUGGCUGCCAAAAGAUACACUAGACGCGACGGAGACAUGAAGACUACCGUGCAACGGAUACUCUCUGGAUUGGAAAAGCAACUCAGCAGUCGAAUACCAACUUACAUGAUGCCAAGCGCGUUCGUCCCUAUUGACCGGAUUCCGAUGACCGCCACCGGAAAGAAGGACCGACGAAAAUUACGAGAAAUCUUUGGUACAAUGACUCUGGACAUGUUGGCAAACGUUCGGGCAGCAGAGGCCCGACGAGAACCAAAUUGCGAGACAGAGAGGCGGUUGCAGCAUCUAUGGGCAUCCGUACUUGGUCUACAACAUGCGACUAUUACUGUAAACGAUGGAUUCUUUCGGUUGGGGGGUGAUUCGCUUAAUGCGAUGAAAAUGGCGGCCAUCGCACGGUCGGAGGGACUUGACGUGUCAUUGGCAGAUAUAUUGGAAAACCAGACAUUGAGCAAUCUAGCUGAUGUCGUUUCAAAGAGACCACCAAUCGAUGUCACGGUCAAGUACAGACCUUUCUCCCUCGUGGACGCUGAAAAUCUUAUGCUCAAACUUCCAGUAGAGUUGGACGAGGCUAGAUCUGGGAAUAUAAUAGCUGACAUCGUCCCUGCCACGGAAUCCCAAGUUUUUUUCAUUACUCAAUGGACUCUCUCGUCAUUUCGCUUCAUGUUGAAUGGAAAGGUUGACCCAGACCAACUACGUGCUGCUUGCCAAGUUGUGGUGUCUCAACACACUAGUUUGCGGACCGUGUUCACAAAGGUCGGUGAUAGCUUCUUUCAGGUGGUGCUGAAAGAGAUUGAUGUCACCUUCAGUCAUAUCCAAACUGACGCCAGUUUGCAAGCAUUCUGCCAGUCAAGAUCGGACCUUGACCUUAGCUUGUCGCCUCUAUCGGGAAAGCCUCUUGUCCAGUUCACACUAAUUUCCAGCUCAGAGGUAGAGCAUGCGUUGAUGGUCCGUCUCUCCCAUGCCCAAUAUGAUGGCUACUCGUUUCCUAUUAUGAUCCAAUGCAUUUCAUCCUACUAUAACAAUAGCCAUAAAACGGCACCCACGCUUCCGCUUGCUACACCAUUCGCGGAUUACGUAUACACCUGCGAUCGUCAAAAAAACCAGGAGGCAUUCCAGUUCUGGCGGAAAAACCUCGAAGGCUCGUCCAUGACCUCGCCAGCGCUUCUAUUUAAUAUUUGCAACGACGAGAUUCCGAAGGAUAUUAAACAAUCUGCUAGUGGGAAACUCCCUACAUGCCCAGAGGACCUCACUGUGGCCACUCUGAUGAAUGCAGCUCUCAGCAUUAUCCUAUCACAGCUGGCACAGACGGAUAAUGUUGUAUUUGGUGUUGUUAUGAACACGCGCGACAUCCCUUUAGAGGGGGUCGAGUCAAUGCUCGGACCUUGCAUCAAUAUCAACCCAUUCCGGGUACGCCUGCUCGGCACAGAAACAGUGUCCAGGCUGUGUCGAUCUUUGCAUGGUCAAUUUGCUCAAGUGGCUCGCUAUGGUUACUUGGAUCUUCCCGACAUUGUCGCCAACAGCACGGACUGGCCACAGCGGACGAAGCUCGGUUUUAUGAUAAACCAUCUCGAUGGAAACAAGAAGCCUAUUCCUCUCUCUCUGGAUGGAGUCAUAUGUAACGAUUCAUCUUGGACUGCGAAGAUCGACCUUUCCCAUCAAGUACUAGUUCGCUCCGUUACGACAAAAGAGCAGUUGACGGUUGAGAUCCUAACUUCCAAUCGACUCAUGAGGGUGGAAGACGCUAGUGCAUUGGCAAGCAGGCUCAUAGACACCGCGCAGGCUCUCUCGGAGUCUUUGGCUAAGAUGCUUAGUCAGGUGCGAAGUGUUUAUAUUCGCACCCGCGGGCCUGAACUCUUGAAGGCCAGCGAUUAG